Chelmon rostratus (copperband butterflyfish) is the source of this 2589-nucleotide messenger RNA. RefSeq names its product zinc finger protein 239-like. Bases 367 to 1491 code for a protein of 374 amino acids. The record is from RefSeq and is a predicted model, not a curated record. Gene Ontology annotation, biological process: regulation of transcription by RNA polymerase II. Gene Ontology annotation, molecular function: RNA polymerase II cis-regulatory region sequence-specific DNA binding; DNA-binding transcription factor activity. NCBI's taxonomy places the organism in Eukaryota, Metazoa, Chordata, Actinopteri, Chaetodontiformes, Chaetodontidae. The transcript is spliced from 4 exons.
CGCAUCACGUCAUGGUGCCGUUACUGUCCAAGAUGGGAGUAUAUGCGUGGCAAUAUCACAGAGUAUUUGCUGAAGGGAGAAGGUGGGGGAGCGCAAGAUUGAUCUGAAAACACAACUUUGUACUUCUCCAUUCAGUUUGGCUCCUUUUCACCAGACAUUUUAAUAACUGAAUAUUAAAAACACCACCAACAAGAAUGCCUUGGAUUGCACUCAAGAUCUGAAUAAGCAGGUUUGGUUAUAUCUUGGAAACUUCACCAUAUUCGUGCUGCACUGUGGGAAAUCAAGCAGAAUUUCCUUAUCAUAACUGAAACGUACUGACAGGAAGAAAAAAAGUAGAACGCUAACAUUCACUGAAAGGCCAGUGACAUGAGUUCUUCUGAAGAGUUGAAACAGAUGGACAGGAGCAGACAUCAGAAGCAUUGUCAGAAGUGUGGGAAGUCUUUCAGUCGGAUCUGUAGUCUAAGAAGACAUGAACUCACUCACACUUCAGAUAAACUGUACAGCUGUGAAGAAUGUGGCAGCAGCUUCAGCCAGCUAAAUGCAUACAAGCUACACUUGCAUACCCACACUGAAGAAACACCAUACAGCUGCGAUCAGUGUGGGAGGAAUUUCAGCAACCAGAGUUCAUACAGAAAACACCUGCGUGGCCAUGCUGGACCAUAUCAGUGUGACCAAUGUGAAAAGACUUUCAUUUACUUUAGUAUUUACAAGAUACAUAUGCGUGUCCAUACAGGAGAGAAACCAUACAGCUGUGACCAGUGUCCAAAAAGUUUCAGUUUUUUAAGUUCUUACAAGCGACACCAGCUAAGCCACAGUGGAGAGAAGCCUUACCAGUGUGACUUCUGUGGCAAGAGUUUCACUCAGUCAGGCCAUUUCAGUCUGCAUCUCCGUAACCACACUGGAGAGAAACCAUAUGUGUGUGACCAAUGUGACAAAAGUUUCAGUGACUUAAGUAGUUAUAAGAUACACCUGCGUGUCCACACAGGAGAGAAACCAUACUGCUGUGACCAGUGUGGUCGAAGUUUUUCACAGUUAGGUAAUUACAAAUCACAUAUGCGUAUCCACACAGGAGAAAAACCAUUCCGCUGUGAACUAUGUGACAAAAGUUUCUCGAUUUCAAAAACAUACAAACAGCAUGUGCAUACCCACACUGGAGAGAAACCAUACCAGUGUAAAGAAUGUGGAAAAGGUUUUGGUCGACUGAGCAACUAUAUGCGCCAUGUUCGUAUACACACUGGAGAGCAACCGUAUAGCUGUGACCAAUGUGGCAAAUCUUUCAAUAGUUCAUAUAGUUAUAGCCGGCAUCUGCGCGUUCACACUGGAGAGAAACCAUACUGGUGUUCACAGUGUAAGAGACUGUUUACCCGAUCACAGUCCUUAAAGAAACAUCGCUGUGUUGAAAUAGAUGAAGAGAGUUCGACUCUGUGUAACAAAGAAAUCCAAUUCAUCUGCUCACCUACUAAUGACAACCAACAAGAACCAACAAAUUAAACUACAGUGUAUGUUCUUGGUGAUGAAGGAAUAUGUCACCCAGUGCAAUGGUGUGAGUCACUGAUGUGUAGUUUUAGUAUGAGUUUUUGGACAGUAAUAGAACUCUGUGGUUCAGAUACGUGUGGCUUUGGAUGUAAAUAAAAGGCAGACACAGACAGACACAUUGUUUACCUUUUUAACCAGUUUUGUCACGUGAGAACACAUCCCAUCAGGAUCCUGGAUUCAUUAAGAAAAUCACUGUCAGUAUCACAGGAACAAAGACCUGCCCACUGUGAUAAGAUUCAAGCCAGAGGAAUUUGACUUUGCCUUUGUGUUAAUUUCAAGUUUAUUUGAGAUGAAAAUAUGAAAAGUAUGUUUAUUUGAAAGCAUAUACUAUUGAAGAUAAAUGUAGUAAUGGAUAUGUGUGAAGUAUAUUUAGGUGUUAUUUAAUUCUCAAUAGUUUGUUUUUUCUGUCCUGUAUUUAAAAUUGUAUAAUACACAAUUAUACAAAAUAUCUUUAUGCAGUUGUACAAGUAAUUAAAUUUAUCCUGAUGCAUUACUGUUAUUUUGUCCAAAAGACUGCAUGUUUACUUUGUUAACCCUAAAUGUUUUUGGGUAGUACUGUAUAGUUGUUGUUAGUAAAGGUUGUUCCAAAAUACAGCUUCAACUCUCUAGAACAUUAGUGUAGAUGUUGAUGACAGCUCCAGGAACACCUAAAAACAAACAAACAAAAAUGUUAUUGUGAGGACAGUGACAUCAUCGGACAAUAUUUUCUGGAGAUUGAUGUCCAUCACAGCACUUCUUUUACUAUUAUGUGGGUAAUUACAAGAAAGCCACAGAAACUCACAAAACAGCACACUAUGGUUGUGACUGUGUUGUAGAUUGUGUAUAGUUUUCAAUCUUGUGCUGCAACAGAGGAUGAAAAAUAAAAGUCCCCAGUGAAAGAAUAUAUGACCAUGCACUGUUAUACAAAUGAUUGAACUAAUGAAGUCUAAAAUAAAAGCUUCAAAUGUGUAAGGACUGAAAACAUUAAUAACGCAUCACAGCUUGUCUUAGAUCAGUCUCAGUUGAUUAUAGUUAAUUGAUUAAAUAAAUAUCAUUAAUGAAUGAAUUGCUCUU